AUGGAUAAAGAUGACAUGUUUAAAAAGUUAUUUAACGCAUUUAUAAAAGCUAAUCCAAGCGGUCAAAAACAAAAAAUUCAGCAUGAUUGUGUUAGUUUCUGGAAUUCAAUCAAGACUGCACCUGAUUUUGUCCGCUUGUACAACGCAAAGAAAGCUGAACUAGAGGGUACUACUAGGAAGCGAUUAAUUUCGUCUUUUUUCUUGUCAAAAAACGAGAACAUUCCUUCCAAUUUAAAGUCAAAUGACAGCUCUUGUGGAAUAAUAAAUUCUUGUUCUUCAACUUUUUCUGCCGUUCCAUCAACUGCAAGCUGUUCAAAGUUAACUGUUUCGAAUGACAAAUGUCCAGCUCAGAAGCAACUCACGGAAGAACUGAAUAUUAUUAACGCAGAUCUAGUAGGCUUAAUGGCACGCGACAAUAUGCGCAUACUCACAGCUAAGCAGAAAGAAGAAAUGGACACUAAGAAGGCGCGUAAACGACAAAUUGAAAAGGAUAUAAUUAAAAAAAAAGCUAAUCAAGAGCGUCAGAAGAAAUUUCGUAUUGACAAGAAAGAAAUACUGCAAAAAGUUAUUGAAGAAAAUCCUGAACUUGCUAAGAAAUUAAAAACUAAAGAAAGUCCUGGGUGUCCGUCAAUAGUGAGUGAACAGUCCGAUUUGCUUAAAUCGAUAUUAGACAUUGCUGAAUUUGGCUGCUCGGCUGACGAACGAAGACGAAUGGAAACUUUGAGAUGCGUUAAAACUUUAGAUGAACUACAUAAGGAACUAUUGAAUAUGGGAAGACAUGUCAGCACAGUUCCAGUGAAAUUGAUUCGUGCUACAAAUGAUCUCCAUCGACAGCAUCCAGAUACUAAAUUUGCUACUGAUACUGUUCAUCAUCUUUGCGAGUUUGCUUCAUUUUUUGGUCCGGCAAAUACGACAGUCAUUAGUCAAGAUGACAAAUGUCGAGUACCUAUUGGCAUCACAGCAGCCAAAAUGCAAGCACCUAUGCUUAUGCAUAUGGAAUAUCGUGUAAGACUUCCAGAUCACGAUUGGGUUAUCGGCGAUCGGCAUAAGUUAAUACCAUCUGUAUACGCCGGCCUUGUAAUAUCUGAAAAAGGUUAUGGUGCAAAAGAAGCUGUAACAUACUCUGGUCCAACUUUCAUCUCAAUUCGAUCAGGAAAACAUUCUUCUUCAAAUGCAAUGAGUCAUGCAAGAGACUUCGAGAGAUUGAUGAAACUUUCUGAAUUUGGUACUAUAACGAAAACAAUGGAUCAAAAUGCAAAGCCAAUAUUCAUCUUUUUUGUUGAUGGAGGACCAGAUGAGAAUCCUAGAUAUCCACACACUAUUCAAUCCGCCAUCGGACAGUUUAAAAAGUACAAUUUAGAUGCAAUAUUUAUUGCUACAAAUGCGCCAGGUCGCAGCGCAUUUAAUCAGGUUGAACGUCGAAUGGCACCUUUAAGCAGAGAAUUAAGUGGGGUAAUUUUGCUGCAUGAUUUCUACGGAAGCCACCUUGAUAUCAAUGGUAAAACAAUUGAUGAGAAGCUAGAAAUUUUAAACUUUGAACAUGCAGUCAUUGCAGAAUACGUUUGCCCAGAAAGAUCCGAAAUCGAUUUAAUAGAUACAGUAUGCAUUGAUGAAAAAUGGAAAAUGAAUCAUAUUCGUUCUUCACAAUACUUUUUGCAAAUUUUGAAGUGCCAGGAUCGAACAUGCUGUACAGAGCCACGAAGCCCAUUUUUCAACUUUUUUCCUCAACGUUUUUUGCCAGCACCUUUGCCGCUAGUAUACAGUCCUUCUAUUUCAAUCGCAAAGUCAACUAAAGACGUAGGUAAAUUUAUGAGCUUAUUUCAAAAUGAAGCAUUUGCUAACCGUACACUCCCUUAUGAUUUUCACUGCCCAUCCGUUAGUAGUACAGUACCAACGAGAGUUUGUAUAGAUUGUGGAUUGUAUUGUGCUUCACUGGAAAUGUUGAAAUCUCACCGAAAGUCAAUCCACAAUCGUAUUGUCAAUACCAAGAAGAAGCCGAAGAAAAUCAUAAAAAAGCGGAAUGAAGAGUUGUUGGUACAGUUGGAUGAUGAUGUUGAAUGGAUGAAUAGGGAAAAUGUUGAAUGUAUUGAAGAAACAGAAGAAGAUGAGAAUCCUGUAAAUAAUGAAGUACCAAUAAUAUCUAUUCAAACUCAUUUGGAAAGUAUAUGGGAAAAAGAUUGUUGA
This is a messenger RNA of Helobdella robusta, 2184 nucleotides long. RefSeq lists its product as hypothetical. The record is from RefSeq and is a predicted model, not a curated record. The coding region runs from base 1 to 2184 and encodes 727 amino acids. The transcript is spliced from 3 exons. NCBI's taxonomy places the organism in Eukaryota, Metazoa, Annelida, Clitellata, Rhynchobdellida, Glossiphoniidae.